Molecule: messenger RNA, 1611 nt
Organism: Penicillium chermesinum
Lineage: Eukaryota; Fungi; Ascomycota; Eurotiomycetes; Eurotiales; Aspergillaceae
Product: tRNA (uracil(54)-C(5))-methyltransferase
Exons: 1
Coding region: 1-1611 (536 amino acids)
Biological process (GO): tRNA processing
Molecular function (GO): tRNA (uracil(54)-C5)-methyltransferase activity, S-adenosyl methionine-dependent
Source: RefSeq, a predicted model, not a curated record
AUGAAUGCGCCAGUCCCCACCCCCGUGAUGGAGAAACAAAGAAAUGCCCCAAACAAGCCCUUUCAUGGCAAACGACACAAGAACAAGAAGGCGCGUCUCGCUGCGGAUCGUACCAAAAGUGAUGGCUUUGACGAAGUCUUACAAGCCGACAUUGAUCAACUGCUCAAACGCAACCGCGCUGACCAGGACCGAGCUGACGACGCGAACGAGUCUGCGCCUAGUCUCCCCGAGGCAUUCACAGAGCUAGAUGUGAUUAUAUCAGAGCUCUCCUCGACGGGUGAUGGCCUGGGACUCUCUGAAACUGGGGAUCACGUUUAUGUCGUGCCAUUCACAGUUCCUGGGGACAAGGCGCGCAUUAAAGUAGUCCGCCAUUUCCCUGAGUUGUCAUAUAGUAUGACCGACUUUAUCAAGGUGCUGGAACCAGGGCCACUGCGUGAUGACUCCCGAAUUAAAUGUGGUUACUUUGCACAAUGUUCUGGAUGUCAAUUACAGAUGAUGUCCUACGAAGAGCAGCUUGCUCACAAAAAGCGUAUUGUCGAGAAGGCUUACGCAAAUUUUUCCGGGCUCAUUCCAGAACUUAUCCCAGCAAUUGGCGAGACCUUCCCAUCUCCUAUGCAAUUUGGAUACCGGACCAAGCUUACGCCUCAUUUUACCCUGGGUGGUGCUCGCAAACCUAAAGUUUGGUCUCCUGAGGAGCCCACCGUGGUCCCGCCCAUUGGAUUUUCAUACAAGGGUCGACGAGGGGAAAUGGAUAUUGAAGAUUGUCCCCUCGGAACAGACAUUGUGCGCCGCGGUCUCAAGAGUGAGAGAAAGCGUGUGGCUGAGAACAUCCGUAGUUACAGCAGAGGCGCUACUAUUCUCUUGCGGGAAUCGACUACCCGCGUCCCUAAGGAAGAUUCAGCUGAAGCUGGAAAGAACACCAAUGAAUUCUUGACGCCGGGCUCAGAUACCGGUGACCUGAUCCAGAUCGAGCACGAAAAGUACACAGAAGAAAAACGAUGUAUUAAAGACCAAAACGCGAAAACUGUUGAGUAUGUCGACGACUAUAUUUUCAGCAACAAAGCGGGGGCUUUCUUCCAGAACAACAACUCCAUCCUUUCCGGCUUCACCGAAUUCAUUCGCUCUCAAGCUAUUCCCGCAGGUAACGACCAAGACGCCAAACCCAUCAAAUACCUUCUGGAUGCUUACUCCGGCUCUGGCUUGUUUACCAUCACCUUAUCUCCGCUCUUCAAGUCCAGUCUCGGAGUGGAUGUAGCUGGCGACUCCAUUGUUUCCGCGCGUGAGAACGUUCGCGCUAACAAUCUGCCCAACACUGGGUUUGCUGCAGCUGAUGCUGCUGUUCUGUUCGAAGAUGUGCCUUAUCCACCUGACCAAACUCUUCUUGUCAUCGAUCCGCCUCGCAAGGGGUGCUCGGAAGAUUUCCUCCGGCAGCUUCUAUCAUUCAAGCCUCGCCGUGUGGUCUACGUGAGCUGCAAUGUCCAUACUCAGGCUCGUGAUGUUGCCGUCAUGGUGCAAGGCGAUGAGAAGAAGAAUGUUCGGUAUGAAAUCGAAAGCAUCCGUGGCUUCGAUUUCUUCCCCAGACAGGGCAUGUCGAGGGUGUGGCCAUCUUGA